Messenger RNA from Pseudomyrmex gracilis, 6632 nucleotides. RefSeq names its product otoferlin-like. Gene Ontology annotation, cellular component: membrane. NCBI's taxonomy places the organism in Eukaryota, Metazoa, Arthropoda, Insecta, Hymenoptera, Formicidae. The record is from RefSeq and is a predicted model, not a curated record. Bases 366 to 6602 code for a protein of 2078 amino acids. The transcript is spliced from 28 exons. Gene Ontology annotation, biological process: plasma membrane organization.
GGUGUGAUCACGUCGCGCUUUUUACGCCGACGAAGUGACUGAAAUCCGAAACACGUCUCAGCUCCCCGCGGUAGGACCCGCUGCUCCUCCCGCGCCUUGACCUAAGUCCUUGCUCGAGUCUUACCUGGUUCGAUACCGCGCUCGUUGGAAACUAGGAGCUAGUCUCACGUCGGUAUCCCGUCGUCCUGACGUGAGUGCGAUUUUCCCUCCCUGACGAAUAUGAAUGGCGCGAAAGCCGCAUCGAUGAAUGAAGUGACCGAUAUCGUCUUAGCCACUCAGGAACCAGUACUCUAUUGAGAAUUGAAUAAUCUAACAUUCUUCUCCUUCGGUGAUUCUUGUAGUCGCAGCUCAAAAGAGAAGUCAGUAUGUCACUCAUCGUUAUCGUGAAGAACUUUCAGGGUCUUAAAUUUAAGGGCGAGAAGGUGGUGAAGAUCGACUUUCGAGAAGUGUCGCAUUAUUCGACGACUCUCGAGGACAACGGGGACUUUAUUGAGGUGGAGCAGAGCUUCACGUGGAAUCUGGGGAGACCGGUGGACGAGGCGGAGGUACUGCAAUUGGCUGUCGUUUCGCGUGGCGUUCUGAGGAACGAAAAAGUCGCGGCGAGGUACGGACUGGUGUUGCAGACGGUGGUGCGCGAGGGCAGGAUCCUGGUCUCGGACUCGCUGGUCGACCUCAAUAACAAGCCGCUUCCGGCGAUGGUGUGUUUCGAAAUUCGCUACAAUCCACCGGACGGAAGUUGCAGCUCGUACGCGCCUUCAGAAAUAAUGGAGGACGAGCAACAGAUGCUAAUCGAUAUCGAGCAGAACAUUGCGAAUCUCGAGAAAAGUCUCGAGCAGGCAAAAGGCACAAGUGGUGGGAAAAGAAGAGGUUCCUGGCACACUCCCGAGAAAACGUCGAAGAAGAGCUUUUUACCGAGAGGCACUUCCAUGUCGGUCGGCGAAAAAUCACCCGACGCCCGGAAACGCACCACCACGCUGAAGAGCAUGCGAUCCUUUCUGAAAUUGGGAAAGCAGAGACCGCCGCGUACCCGAUCCUGCGAUAGCGGCUCGGAAACGAGGGAACUUCUUGACAGGCGGGAUUCCAGCUGUCCGACUUCGAACGAACCGUCACGAACGAAUUCUAUGACUUCUCUCGAAACAAAUGCUUCUGAUAACGACAGUCAACUGAGUGCCAAAGAUCCCGAACAAGAGGAGACGGUCGUGAAAUCGGCCAAGAGACCGAAACCUAAGACGGGCGACACCGGGCAAAGUGCGCUAAAAGCUCAGGAUUAUCAGGUAUGCGUUACAAUCAUCGAGGCGAGGCAGCUCGCCGGCCUCAACAUGGAUCCGGUGGUUUGCGUGCAGGUCGGAGAUCAGCGCAAGUACACAAGCGUCAAGGAAUCCACGAAUUGUCCGUAUUAUAACGAAUAUUUUGUCUUCGACUUCCACAUGCCGCCCGUCAUGCUGUUCGACAAAAUCAUCACAUUGUCGGUGCAGCAAUCGCGGAAUCUCUUGCGCGCUAAUCUAACACUGGGCAUCUUUAAGUUAGACAUCGCGACGGUAUGGGCACAACCAGACCAUCAGUUCUACCACAAAUGGGCCCUGCUCACCGACCCGGACGACGUGGCCGGCGGACCCAAGGGAUAUCUGAAGUGCGACAUAAGCGUCAUCGGCAAAGGCGACACCGUGAAAAUACCGCCCAAGAGCGAGAAAGACGAGGACGACAUCGAGGGCAAUCUUUUGUUGCCGGACGGCGUGCCGAUCGAGAGGCAACGCGCGAGAUUCGUAGUGAAGAUCUAUCGUGCUGACGGGCUGCCGAAAAUGAACAGCAGUAUCAUGGCGAACGUGAAAAAGGCUUUCACUGGAGAAGUGAAAGAUCUGGUGGAUCCUUACGUUCAAGUGUCCUUCGCCGGACUCAGCGGAAAAACUAGCGUAAAGAGGCACAGCUAUGCGCCAGUGUGGAACGAGCAGAUAGUUUUCACCGAGAUGUUUCCACCUCUUUGUCAGAGAAUCAAGAUACAAUUGUGCGACAACGAUCCGGUACACGCUACCGUCAUCGGCACGCACUUUGUCGAUCUGAAACAGAUCAGCAACGACGGCGAGAAAGGUUUUCUGCCGACGUUCGGUCCGGCGUUCAUUCAUCUUUACGGCAGCAUCAGAGAUUAUCAUCUCAUAGAUGAACAUUCGACGCUGAAUACUGGUUUGGGCGAAGGAAUCUCGUACAGAGCAAGGCUAUUGAUAGCGAUACGAACCGAGAUCACCGAUAACGUGGAAAUGGCACCGUCGGAAGUCGAGGUGGAGCCGACGGUGCCGGUGAACGAAACCGCUUACGCGAGGAACGAGGAGUUCUUUUUGUUCGCCACAAUCAUGGACGCGACCAUGAUCGAUAAGAAGCUCUGCGACAAGCCGAUGUACUUCGAAAUAUCGAUCGGAAACGCGGGCAACGCACUCGACGGUCAUAACGAAAGUUUCAAGAUGUGCGACUCGUCGAAAAGCGGAACGGUUGGCGACGAAGAGGAGCUGCAAGAAGUGCUCGCCGGAUCUUGGCAGAGCACCACACCGGCCAGCAAGCCGAUGACGCACGACAAAAUUUAUUAUUUUCUGCCGUAUUGGGACGACAAGCCGUGUCUUCACGUGAGAAGCAUAUGGCCGGAUUACAGACGCAGGAUGUACAACAGCAAUAUUAUCGGCAAAAUUGUUGAUAAGCUGGAGGAAGGAUUGGCGGAAGUGCAGUCGCACUUGGAAGAUUCGACGUGCGAGAAACUGCUGAAGAGCACCCUUGAGGACCUGAGCGCUAACUGCAACCGAUACGUCAGCAUCAGCAAGUCCAGCGUGACCGGUCCGGGCGUCGGGAAGACGAAGCUGGAUAAGGAGCGUACGAAACUGUGCCAACGGGAAUUGGAGAACAUCGGGAUCAUGUCGCGUAAUCUCAAGGCGCUCGUAACCAAGAGCAGCUUCAAGGAACGACUGAAGACCGCUCAGAGCUACCUGCAGAAAUUGAAGUUUCUUGUCGAGGAUCCGCAAGAUUCGCUGCCGGACGUGUUUAUCUGGGUGAUCAGUUCCGGACGGCGAGUGGCGUAUCAGAGAAUAUCGUGUCGCGAGCUUAUCUAUUCGGUGGUGGACGAGGAAUGCGGUCGACAUUGUAGCAAGGUGCAGACCAUGUUUCUCAAGCUUCCAGGCAAAAAGAGAUUCGGACCGUCGGGAUGGGCGAUUCAGACGAAGUUGCAGAUCUAUAUGUGGCUGGGGAUAUUGAAGCACAAAAAGUAUUUUAUUCAGGGCUUACCUAAGGGAUACGAGAUCAGCCAUGAGAUCAGGAACGUGGACAGACCGCGCGCUCUUCCGCCUACCGUCAUUCACUACGUUCAGAAGCACAAAUUUCAACUGAGAGCCCACAUGUAUCAAGCGAGAUCGCUGAUCGGAAGCGACGCCUCCGGUCUCUCGGAUCCGUUCGCUCGAGUAGUUUGCGGCGAGUUAUGCAAGAGCACUCAGGUGAUCGACGAGACUCUCAGUCCGACGUGGGACGAACUAUUGCUGUUCGACGACAUUCUGAUCUACGGCGUCGCCGAUGAGAUCAAAAAGGACCCGCCGUCGAUCGUUAUCGAGCUGUUCGAUCAGGACAAAGUAAGUCAUAGUGUAGCUAUGGACAUAAAACUGCAUGAGGGCUCUGCUUUAACAGGAAAAUCGGAAUAUAUCGGGCGAGCGAUCGCGCGACCUCACGUCAAACUCGCCUCUGAGGCGUACGCACCCCCUCAAUAUCCGCCCUCUCUGGAAUGGUACGACAUCACCAGGGGUGCCUCGAGGGCCGGCGAGCUUCUUGCGGUUUUUGAAUUGCUGGAAUAUCCCUCCGCCAAGGAUUACGGCUUUCCCACUCUACCGGAUCCCAAAGACUUCAGCUCGGGAUCCCAGCCCCCGGGCGCCGGGCAGGAUCAGGGUCCGAUUCUUCCGGUGCCCGUGGGGAUUCGGCCUACUUUGUCAAAAUAUCGAAUCGAGGUGCUCUUUUGGGGUUUGCGUGAUCUGAAGAGAAUUCACCUUUUGACCGUCGAUAAGCCUCGCGUGGACGUCGAAUGCGCCGGUCACAUUCUCUAUUCGUCUGUCAUAGCGAACGCGAAGAAAAAUCCGAACUUCAACACGCCGAUCAAAUUUAUGGAACUGGAGCUUCCCGAACAAGAGCUUUAUCGACCUCCAUUGACAAUAAGAGCGGUCGACUGCCGAAGUUUCGGCAGAUACACCCUCGUCGGUACUCACACUAUCAAUUCGAUCCACAAAUACAUGUACUAUCCUUUGACCAAAAGGGCGAAGGACGCGCAGGAGAGGAAGAAGAGUUUGUAUCAGCUGCAGUGCACAGCUCUCGAUCAAUCCAAAUCGAGAUAUCAGCAAACGUCGGUGCCCGACUCGUUGACCGAUUUGGAAUCCAACAACGGUGACACCAUCAUCACCCUCGGAUUUGAAAUAGGAUGCGGUCCUACGAAGAAGGACAAAACGGAGCAGAACAUACGCAGAAAGCAGAGCUUGAUCAAUGACAACAGCGUUGGCGAUUUGGGCGCCUUGGAAGAUGGAGACGGUUGUCAGGAUUGGUGGACGAAGUACUUCGCAUCCGUGGAAGCGAUGAUCGAAGAGAAUAAAGAACUGCGCAAGGAGAAGUCCAUAUUCCAGAUCCAGCCGAACGGCACGCUACCGAUGUACCUGGAUGAAGCCGUUACACAGAGUCAGUUGGCCGCUUCGGGCGACAAGAACGUCGGGAUCACUCCCACGAAGAAGCUAUUCGGCCUGAAGUCAACGGCGAACGCGGCGAAAUUCGUCUCGAAGCUCAGUCCGAAGCAGACGCAACGCAAGUCCAAGAGGACCGCGUUACUGAAGAUCUAUCCGGGAGAGCUGGAGGCGCAGCCCGAGUUCGAGCAGUUCAAAGAAUGGUUGCACACCUUCGAGCUGUACCGCGGCAAGAAGACCGGCGACGAGACCGAGGACGAGUCGAGAAUCGUCGGCAACUUUAAGGGCGCGCUAAAGGUCUACAAGUGGCCGCUGCCCAAGGACCUGAUAGAUCACACCGUGAUGGGUUUCGACCCACAGUACGGCUUCUUCCAGGGUGUCCCGUCGAACGAGCCGAUCCACGUCCUGGUGCGCGUGUACAUCGUCAAGGCUAACGAUCUUCAUCCGUGCGAUUUGAACGGAAAAGCGGAUCCCUACGUGGUCUUGCAACUAGGAGGCAAGAGGAUCAGCGACAAAGAGAAUUACGUGUCGAAACAACUAAAUCCUGUCUUCGGAAAAUGCUUCGAGAUCGAGGCGACAUUUCCGCAGGACUCGCUGCUCACCGUGCAGGUUCUGGAUUGGGACUUGGUCGGAGCGGACGACAUGAUCGGCGAGACCAAGAUCGACCUGGAAAAUCGCUUCUACAGCAGACACCGCGCUACGUGCGGGAUCGCGAAGAAAUACGACGAAUCUGGUUACAACAAAUGGAGGGAUGCAAUGAAACCGACUCAGAUACUCUCGAAAUUGUGCAAGGAUGGAAAAGUCGACGGACCGGUGUAUUCUCAUGGUCGUGUUACAAUUGGUAGAAAAACAUUUUCUCUCUCGAACGAGGAAAUGGAAUAUUACGUGCACACAAAAGGAAUAGAAGAACAUCUCGCUUUGGCGGUUCUCCAUCAGUGGAACGCCUUUCCGCGAAUAGGUUGCGCUCUGGUGCCCGAGCACGUGGAAACCCGUCCUCUCUACAAUCCUGAGAAACCCGGAAUCGAACAGGGAAAAUUGGAAAUGUGGGUGGACAUGUUUCCAAUGGACAUGCCGUCGCCCGGACCGUCUAUCGACAUAUCGCCCAGGAAGCCCAAGAGUUACGAGUUGAGAAUUAUCAUAUGGAAUACGGACGACGUGGUUCUGGAAGAUGACGCCUUUUUCACCGGCGAGAAAAUGAGCGACAUUUACGUAAAAGGAUGGCUAAAGGGACCAGAAGACUGUCAGUCCACUGAUAUUCAUUACCGAUCGCUAACCGGCGAGGGUAACUUCAACUGGCGCUUCAUAUUCCCGUUCGAUUAUCUGGUAGCGGAAGAGAAGAUUGUCAUUAAUCGCAAAGAGAGUCUAUUUAGCUGGGACGAGACCGAGUGCAAAAUACCGGCGCGUCUGGAGUUACAAGUCUGGGACGCGGAUCAUUUCUCCGCGGACGAUUUUCUGGGCGCGAUAACUCUCGAUCUGAAUCGGUUUCCCCGAGGCGCGAAGAACAGCAAGCUCUGCUCGUUGAGCAUGCUGAAAACGGACGGUUCUGUGCCGACGGUCAACAUCUUCAAGCAGAAACGCGUAAAGGGAUGGUGGCCGUUUUACGUGAAGAAAGAGAACGAAGACAUGGAGCUAACGGGUAAGGUCGAGGCUGAAAUACAUCUACUGACAAAAGAAGAGGCCGAGAAGAAUCCUGCCGGUUUUGGUAGAAACGAACCGGAUCUCCUGGACAAACCAAAUCGGCCGGACGCUUCUUUCAUGUGGUUUCUCAAUCCGCUGAAAUCCAUCAAGUACAUAGUCUGGCACAACUACAAGUGGGCUAUCCUGAAGGCCAUGAUCGCGAUCGGUUUGGUCCUGCUUCUGCUCUUGUUCUUCUACGCGAUACCAGGUUACUCCGUGAAAAAGCUCUUGGGGGCUUAAAGUUGCAUUUAUCACAAAAAAAAAAAAAAA